GGGAGGGGAAACCCCGUGCGAGGGGCGCCGCCAUCUUGGCUGCGGGGGUGAUGGGGGCGCAGCGGAGCCGCGUCUGAGGCAGCGGAGCGAGCCCGGACCGAGCCGAGCCACAAGCCCGCGGGGCACCGGGCACCGCCCGCACAGCCGCGCUGCACAGCUCCCUGAGCCCCGAGCACAGGUGGUGGCUCCAGAGUGUUCUGAUCUGUUGGAAUGACAGAAAACUCUUCUGGUUUUGUAUAUGCUGCCCCAAACUUACUGGUAUCUCUGGACCUCGGUUCUCCUGCUGUGAACAGACACACAACAGUGCCACAAUGGCAACUGCACCUUACAACUAUUCCUACAUCUUUAAGUACAUCAUUAUUGGGGACAUGGGUGUAGGAAAGUCCUGUUUGCUUCAUCAAUUCACAGAAAAGAAGUUUAUGGCAGACUGUCCCCACACAAUUGGUGUUGAAUUUGGCACAAGAAUAAUUGAAGUUAGUGGCCAAAAAAUUAAACUACAGAUUUGGGAUACAGCAGGACAAGAGAGAUUCAGGGCUGUCACACGGAGCUACUACAGAGGAGCAGCAGGAGCUCUCAUGGUCUACGACAUCACCAGAAGAAGUACGUAUAAUCACUUAAGCAGCUGGCUGACAGAUGCAAGGAACCUCACCAAUCCAAAUACUGUGAUAAUCCUCAUAGGAAACAAAGCAGACCUGGAAGCACAGAGGGAUGUUACAUAUGAAGAAGCCAAACAAUUUGCUGAAGAAAAUGGUUUAUUGUUCCUUGAAGCAAGUGCAAAAACUGGAGAGAACGUGGAGGACGCGUUCCUGGAGGCUGCCAAGAAAAUCUACCAGAACAUCCAAGACGGAAGCCUGGACCUGAACGCGGCCGAGUCGGGCGUGCAGCACAAACCGUCAGCCCCGCAGGGGGGGCGGCUAACGAGCGAACCCCAGCCCCAGAGAGAAGGCUGUGGCUGCUAGUGACCCCUCCGUGGCUCCUCCUGACCCCUCACCUCUGGCUCUAGGGAGUGGUGCUUUUGACCGCUUCCCCAUCUUCUGUACAUCUUACUGGGUUUAAUUAAAACUCUGAGACAAGUUUAACACAGUACUAAACUGCUAAACAACUUUAGAUGUAAUCAGGUUAUCAAAGGCAAGUAGAGUAAUAAAACCUCUCCUGCAUGGUAAAUCUAGAAGUUUUUUUUUCCUUGAUUGUCCUUGUGAUAGUGUCACCGAUACAUAAUUUAAACUGAGCACUGAUGCUGGACUCCUGAUUUUACACUUUUGCAGGGCUUUGUCUUGUAUGGUUUAUUUUAUGGAUCUUUGGCCUUUCUUCCCCACCUCUAACUGUUCGAGCUGUCAGUAGUAAAGGAUAAGUUUUUGCUGUGAAAUGACUUCCAAUGGUAGCGAGGGGCUCUGUAAUGAUGUGCUUUUGUUGGAAGAAUUCCCUGUGGGAUGUGCUGGGGUCGGGGUGGCGCAGGGAAGCGAUCUGUUCAUUCUUGUGCUCAAUAGCUUUACGUCAUUCUUUUGCCACUUUUAUCCUUUACCUUUGUUAACAGAACGUAAAUAUGUAUAAAAUUUGAAGGAACUGAGCUAACAGUUAAAUACAUCCUGUGUAUAUGAUUUUAAUGAAGAAAAUGAUGCCUGGCAUUAGAGCAGUGUGUAAGAACCCCCUGUUUGUACAGUCUGAGCUCUCUGUGCCCCUGUGUCAGCGCAGCCCAGCAGGGGCUGCAGCUGCUGGGUGUCACUUGCAGGGUCCCCACGGUGCUGGGGACGCAGCCAUUAACACUAGUGGGGUGUGGCUCUCAUUCUGCACUGUGCAAUGCUCCCCUCUGCACUCAGCAGUGCUCUGCCUGCUUCUCUUUGGCAUUCUCGGGCUUCAGCCGUGGCCGGGCUCUCGCACACCUCCUGCUUUUGUACCUGUAACUUUGGGACUGGGCAGAGGCUGAACUGGGCAGUUGGAACAACAUGUGCUCUCUAGGGAUUUUUAACUACUCUUGUAUUUUUUAACAGUGCUUUGUGAGGUUUUUUUUUUUUUUUUUUUAAGGGUUUUCUUCAAGUACAUCUUUCCUGGGGUGCCACAGCCUGGUCUGUGUGUGAGGGGGUGUCACGCGGUGACCCCGCCUGGGGGGUGUUGCUGCACUAAAGUGGGGUUUUGCUGUGGCUCCUUGUGCAGCUUCACUUGGAAAACAUCACAAGGUUUAAAAAUGGAAGGGGGUAAGUGCUUAACCACAAUGCAAUAUCCCACUUCAGGCUUACUGCAGCAUUUCAAAUACAAAGUAGUCUCAAAAUCCCUCUCUAGACACUAAAACUCUACAAUGUUCAGACUUGUAAGUAACCAGUGGUACCAGAGUAUUGUACAGUCAAUGUUAAAUAAAAGCCAAAACUGGAAUGUGCAGACAAUAGGAUUUGGGUAACUCGUGUGCUGUCCCUUUGUUUGUCUGGUUAGUCCUUUUUUAACUCCUGUUCCUCAGUAGAUGGGUAUGUUCAAGAUCUCCAGCUCCUGCAUCCUGCUUAACCCAAGGCUGCACCAGGGUUUGCCCAGGGACCACGACCUGCUGCUGAUGUGAAGUCAGUGUUGUAAUGACUACAGCUUGUUGAGGUGCAAUACCUGUACUCCCAGAGUAAGUUACAGUAGGUCUCAUUGUUUCUGUCACAGAAAGGAUCUGUUUGGACUGCUGUACUCCUCAUUUGAUGUAACAAUGCUAUUAAUCUAAAUAUUUGUAAAUAAAGUACCUGUAUCUAGA
Vidua chalybeata is the source of this 2722-nucleotide messenger RNA. It is a transcript of the gene RAB14, whose product is annotated as RAB14, member RAS oncogene family. The transcript has 9 exons. The record is from RefSeq and is a predicted model, not a curated record. NCBI's taxonomy places the organism in Eukaryota, Metazoa, Chordata, Aves, Passeriformes, Viduidae. Bases 312 to 959 code for a protein of 215 amino acids. Gene Ontology annotation, cellular component: phagocytic vesicle; trans-Golgi network; recycling endosome. Gene Ontology annotation, biological process: defense response to bacterium; Golgi to endosome transport; phagosome maturation. Gene Ontology annotation, molecular function: GTP binding; GTPase activity.